GAUGCAUAUUUGAUUUGACCAAUUACAAAAACCAGAGGCUCUACCAUACAAAGCACCAAAAAACCGGUACUUACUUUGCGUAUAAAUUUGACAAUCCAAAAGAAAACCAAAACCCACUACAGAGCAGGGGCAUUUUUACUUUCCCAAUCUUUCACUUUACACAAAAAAUGAGCCACAAAUUCUCUACAGCGUAUAUUUUCCUCUUCCACAUUUUCAUUCUACUUCCAUUCUUAGCCCAAAGCUCAAUUUUACCACAGGAAGAGCCCAACGAUCUGAUUAAGAAAACAUGCAAGAAAACACCCCAUUAUGAUCUCUGCAUCUCAUCUCUAGAAUCAAAUCCACAAAGCUCAAAUGCUGAUCUCAAUGGACUGGCCAUGAUAAUGGUCAACAUCGUGCUCUCAAACACAACAAGCACAUUGGAUUACAUCCAAGCUCUACUGAAGCAAGCCCCAGAGCCACAGUUGCAGAGAGCCUUGGCAAACUGCGCGGAAUUGUACAUCCCAGUAGUGAAAUACAGCCUCCCGCAAGCCAUUGAAGCACUGAUCCGAGGCCAUUUUGGGUUUGCAAACUUUGGCAUUUCUGAUGCUGCCAAGGAAGCUGAUGCUUGCGAGAAGGCAUUUUCUGGAUCAACCAAGUCGCCACUCACUGAUAUGAACAGUAUAGUGCAUGAUCUUUCAGAUAUAGCUACAGCCAUUAUCAAUGCACUGCAAAAAGAUUGAAUUUUUAUUGGUUUCUUUUUUGUGAAAGAUAGAAGUAUUUUUUUUUUUUUCUCUCUCUGAAAUUGGUCUCUGGUCUUCUCCUCUGAUCUUUGAUAAAGUUCGUGGUCUGUGUUUAGAUAGUUGUAAGACGAAGUUGGAAGAGCCAGUAAUUUUCAAUCGUAGAUAAUGGAAUUUUUAUGUUGUUUUCUGA
Messenger RNA from Ziziphus jujuba (common jujube), 909 nucleotides. RefSeq names its product cell wall / vacuolar inhibitor of fructosidase 1-like. The transcript has a single exon. Bases 168 to 719 code for a protein of 183 amino acids. Gene Ontology annotation, biological process: negative regulation of catalytic activity. The record is from RefSeq and is a predicted model, not a curated record. Lineage: Eukaryota; Viridiplantae; Streptophyta; Magnoliopsida; Rosales; Rhamnaceae. Gene Ontology annotation, molecular function: enzyme inhibitor activity.